AUGGCGGGCUCUCAGUUGAAGCGCCUCAAGGCGUCUCUAAGAGAGCAGGGAGUUAUUGGACCUCAGCAAUCCAAAAAGCAAAAACGUCGUCACGCCGAAGAACAAAAGGGCCGCAACGACAAGAGGCUGCAACGAGGUGCUGUUUUGUCCGGCAUCCGUGAGCAAUUUAACCCUUUUGAUCUCAAGCACGCUGCACGAGGACCUAAAUUCGAUGUCACCAGUAACGUGCCCAAAAGUGCCAGUGCUGCCAAGGGCAUUCAGGGCCGUCCCGGUGCUGCGAAAGCUGCCAGCGAAGAGCGGCGUCGCGAAACUCUGUUGGUGGAUAUGCAGCGUCGUAAUAAGGUCGGCGGUAUCUUGGAUAGACGAUUCGGAGAAAACGACCCGACCAUGGCCCCGGAAGAUAAGAUGCUGGAACGAUUUGCCCACGAGAAACAGCGUGCUCACAAGAAGAAUUCAAUGUUCGACCUCGAAGACGACGGCCCAAUUAGUGGACUGACACACGGCGGGAAGUCGAUUUCUUUCGAUGAUGACGAUGACGGCAAUGUAUUGGCCGACGAUUUCGAGGAAAGAGAUUUGGAUGCUGAAGAUAGCGACGGCUCUGUGCGGGAGCGACAACGCUUGAAACGACUACGAGGUCUAGCUGGAGAGGCUAAUAGCGAUACAAGCGACAAAGAACCUGACCGCAAAAAGUCCAAAAAAGAGGUGAUGGAAGAGGUCAUCGCCAAGUCUAAAAUGCACAAGUACGAACGCCAGGCCGCCAAGGAAGAUGACGACGAGAUGCGAGUCAGGAUUGAUAAAGAACUUUCUAAUAUUCAGAUGCUGCUGUCAUCCUCCGCAAAAAGCAAGCGCCUAGAAGGCGUGGCAGCGGUAUCUGCCAUUGCAGGUGUUGAACGUGGGGAAUUCGACAGCAACUUCGACAUGCAAGUAAAGCGCCUGGCACAAGACCGCCGCGCACAGCCUCAAGAUCGCACAAAGACGGAGGAAGAGAAGCUGGAAGAAGAAUCGAAGCGACUACGCGAACUCGAAGAAAAACGCCAAAAGCGUAUGCGCGGCGAGGAGGUCUCAGAUGACAACGAAAGCGACGAUAAUCGGGGCAAAAAAAUAGCUACUGAUGACGACGAAAAUGCUGACGACGAUUUUGGCCUCGGCGAAGGCAUUCGCACCCGCGCAACAGCUACUGACCUCGGACUUGACGACGAAGACGAUUUUCUCAUCGAGGAUGAUCUUGUUGCCAGCGGCUCGGAUCUAGAUCUAGAUCUUGUAGACAGCGGCGACGAAUCAGACGACGAGUCAGGCGAUUCUGAUGGUGGAGGGCAAAUCGAAGACGACGAGUUCACAAAGGGUAUCCUUGACGAGGAAGAGUCUCGAAACCCGGUAUUUCGCGCCGUAUCCGACUCCAAUAACGCUGCUCUUGCAAGGGGCGACGAGCACGGUCUUCCAUUUACGUUUCCAUGCCCAGAAACUCUCCACGAGUUGCAAGCUAUCACAUCUCAAUACCCCCACGAGAACACACCGAAGAUUAUCCAACGUGUGCGCGCGCUUUAUCAUCCCAAGCUUGAUGCCAAAAAUAAAGAGCGCCUCGGAAACUUUUCCAUGGCCUUGGUAGACUAUGUGGCGGCGCCGUGGGACCCUGCCACAGCACCACCAUCAUCGGUCGUAGAGAGUGUCAUCCGUCACAUCCACUCUCUUGCCAAGAUGUUCCCUAUCGAAAUCAGCAAUCGUUUUCGUCAUCACUUGAGAGAUAUUGCAGAAGGCCGUACUCUUACACUAGAGCCAUCGGAUCUUCUACUGUUGAGCGCUAUUGGAAGCAUCUUUCCCACCUCGGACCACUUCCAUCAGGUCGUUACGCCUGCCAUGCUAACUAUCGGUCGUUAUCUUGGCCAGAAAGUGCCAACACAGCUCGCCGAUUUUGCUACUGGCACAUUUCUCUGUGUCCUUUCCCUUCAAUAUCAGCAGCUCGCCAAACGCUACGUCCCCGAAGUCAUCAACUUCGCCGUCAACACCCUUUGUGCGCUGGCUCCUACCGCUCCAGCCAGCAUACACAUCACCACGACCAUCCCUAUACAUGAGAACUCCCAAAAGCGCUUCAUUACAGCCACCACCGAGGUUCGCAAGCUCUGCUUCCCCGAUUGCAUCCCCGGCGAAGCUGGCCACCCGGGCCCGGAUGGCGAAGCUGCUAAAAUCUCCGCCGCCGCCCUCGCCACGACUUUGCAAGUCCUCGACGCUGCUGCAGACUUGUGGACUGGCAAAUCGGCCUUUAUAGAGACCUUUGCGCCUGCUCUCCGUGCGUCUCAGUAUCUGUCUGCCCCGAAAUCCCGCAGUAGGCUGCCGCCGUCCGUCGCGCAGCUAGCUGACAAGCUUUCCACCAAGCUCGAGCGCAUGUCGCGUCUCGCCCAGAUAGCGCGUCGCCCGCUCGAGCUCCAUCAUCACCGCAGAUUGGCCAUCAAGAGCUUUAUCCCCAAAUUUGAGGAGACGUUUGAUCCAGACAAGCACUACGACCAUGACAGAGAGCGGGCUGAGCUGGCCAAGCUGCAAAAGGAACAUAAGCGCGAGCGCAAGGGAGCGAUGAGAGAGCUGCGCAAGGACGCGAAUUUCAUGGCGCGCGAGAAGCUGCGCACUAAAAUCGCCAAGGAUGAGGCGUACGAGAAGAAGUUCAAGCGCCUAGUCUCGGAGAUUCAGAGCGAAGAGGGCCGUGAGUCAAAUGCGUACGAGAGGGAAAAGUCGGCACGGAAGCGCGACAGGAACAAGUAG
Messenger RNA from Cordyceps militaris CM01, 2751 nucleotides. RefSeq names its product rRNA maturation protein. Bases 1 to 2751 code for a protein of 916 amino acids. Gene Ontology annotation, biological process: maturation of SSU-rRNA. Gene Ontology annotation, cellular component: small-subunit processome; Noc4p-Nop14p complex; nucleolus. The transcript has 2 exons. NCBI's taxonomy places the organism in Eukaryota, Fungi, Ascomycota, Sordariomycetes, Hypocreales, Cordycipitaceae. The record is from RefSeq and is a predicted model, not a curated record.